This is a messenger RNA of Drosophila eugracilis, 3950 nucleotides long. RefSeq names its product tropomodulin (gene tmod). The coding region runs from base 438 to 2027 and encodes 529 amino acids. The transcript is spliced from 10 exons. The record is from RefSeq and is a predicted model, not a curated record. Gene Ontology annotation, biological process: myofibril assembly; pointed-end actin filament capping. Gene Ontology annotation, molecular function: tropomyosin binding. Gene Ontology annotation, cellular component: myofibril. Lineage: Eukaryota; Metazoa; Arthropoda; Insecta; Diptera; Drosophilidae.
GCCUUUCGUCGCCGCUGGUCGACGUUACGCUUUUACAGUUCAAAAUCCAAGCACUUACCGAGAGGAUCGAAGGCCCUAGCCAUUCGUAAAGCCCAAAGGAUCUAUUAAGACCUAUAGCUAUACCGUUAUCAAGCCAAAAAGUUACUGAGAAGCAGGCGCGCCGUGAAAUUUUACUUGUUUAUAUAAUAAUCUGUGGCUGCCAAGAAGCCCACAGAAUAUACACAAAAUAUUCAUUUUUCUGCGGCUGAUCGUUUAUAUUUUUUCAGGCUAAAAAGCAAGAAAGAGAAACCAAGCAUUUCUGCGUGUUAUGUGUUAUUGUUGUGAUCUGUGAUCAGUGAUCAGUGGAACAAGCCAAGUGAAAGUGAACACAAGAACGAAAGAAAAAGCAAAGUGAAGCAACUAGAGUCCUCGCAGAAAAGGGAUACAAAUCAGAGAUCAUGUCGGACAUUGAGGAUGUUUUCGGUGGCUCCGCCGAGGAGACCAAGCCCGAGCCCGAUGCCCAAAGCAAAACCAGCGUGGUCACCGAACAUACCGAGGAGGUGAUCCCCGGCGAGACCGAGAAGAUGGUCACCGAGACCAUCGAUGAGGACGGCGAUGUCGUGGAGGAGACCACCGAAGUUACCCGCAAAACGGUGAAGCGCACCAUGAAGAUUACUGAGACUUCAGCCACUACAAAGACAACCACUCUCACCACCCCGGCCAAACUUUAUGGCAAGGAUCUGAGUGAGUACGAUGAUGUGGAUGUGGAGAGCCUGCUGGCCCAGCUCUCGCCCGAGGAGAUAAGCAUACUGGCCAAAGAAGUGGAUCCCGAUGAUAACUUCCUGCCGCCAGACCAGCGCAACAGCUAUGAGUGCACCAAGGAGGCCACUGGUCCUCUAAACCGGAAACAGCUGAUCGAGCACAUCAAUAAGCAGGCCAUCGAGACGCCCGAUCAGCCUGAGUUCGAGCCCUAUGUUCAGGGCAAGGUCCGUGGCAAGAAGUGGGUGCCCCCGCCAAGGGAUGCCCGCGAAAUCGAGGCCGAGGAACAGAUCGCCAUUGACAUGGGCGAGGAGUACGAGCACGCUCUUAACGAUGCUACGCAGGAAGAGAUCAUCGAUCUGGCCGCCAUCCUGGGUUUCCACUCGAUGAUGAACCAGGACCAGUACCACGCCUCCUUGCUCAACAAGGGACAGCCGGUGGGCUUGGGAUGGGAUGGCAUCACAAAGUCCACCCAGCAGAAGCUCUUCCCCAUGGAUCCGCCCAACAGCACAGAUGUUGAGGAGUCCAUCAAGCGGGUCAAGGACGAUGACUCCAAGCUGAUCGACCUGAACUUGAACAACAUUAAGAACAUCUCGGACGAGAAGCUCGAGCAACUGUUUGCCGCACUGCCUCAGAACGAACAUCUGGAAGUCCUCUCGCUGACAAAUGUCGGCCUCACCGACAAGACAGCUCUCCUUUUAGCCGAGGCCAUCGAGAAGAGCAAAACCCUGAGAGUAUUAAAUGUCGAGACCAACUUCAUCAGUCCGCCCGUGAUCGUUAAGCUGGUGCAAGCCCUGCUCAAGUGCCACACCAUCGAGGAGUUCAGGGCCUCCAAUCAGCGAUCUGCGGUGCUGGGCAACAAGAUCGAGAUGGAGAUCACCGACCUGGUGGAGAAGAACUCGUCGCUGCUGCGCCUCGGCUUGCACCUGGAGUUCAACGACGCCCGCCACCGAGUGGCCGCUCACCUGCAGCGCAACAUCGACAGAAUCUUCCGCGUUCAGAAACUCAAGCCCAAUCUGCCGAAGCUGAUCCUGCCGGGCAACAUGGAGAUCGAGCGGGAUCUGGUUUCCUAUAACCGAUCGGCUACGCCCUCGCCGUCGCCAUCGCCGCAGCCUCCGGCCGACUAUGAAGUGGAAGAGGAUCCGGAUAAUAUGGUCAUCCGGGGCGGCGGCGAUGCCUUUGAUCCGGAGAUCGAUCCCGACAACAUGGUGGUGCCGGGCAGUCGGUCCGUGACACCAAACUACGACGAUGAAGGCGUCUACCAAGCGCACACUAAGAAAAGAUCUUGAGUUGCGACUGCAGUUCAGAUUUUUCAAUAAUCUGCAUAGAAAGUCGACAAGAAUUCAAUAAGCAGACCAGAAAGCAAGCAACUAAACCAUUUUUAAAGCGUUUUGUAAUCUAAACCCAAAGAACCGAAGAAAAACAGAAGCACAUAACAACGAAAGAACGUGUAUAAUACUAUAUACUAUAUAUAUAUAUAUAUAAAGAAGAAGGAAGCAGAAGCAGGAGCAGAAGUUUAAGCUAAAGAUAAAGCAGCCCCGAGCUUGCCAAAAAAUAUCUAUAUACUCUAGAGACUUUAACUAAGCAAAGCAAACUGAAACCAAAGAAACGAAGUGAAAUAUCAAACUAAAUACAUAUAUACCAUAUAUAACGCAGAUCGAACAGGCUCAUGGACGAUGGGUACACCUUCCACCUGGGCGUACCCAUGUCCAUGAGCUGUGUUCCAAGUCGAGACCUCUUCUAUAACCCAGGAGAAAUCGUUUAGGCGUCACGUGUAUAAUUUUAUCUAACGCUUAACACAGGAAUUAAACUGCGAUGUAUGAUCUAAGUGAGUCCCCAGAUCCGAGUCAGUGUAAGGCGAAAGUAGCAGAAACCCAUAACAAACCUAGAUUUGAGACACUUUUAUGAUUCAAUAAGAACCACCAACUAACAGCAGAGCAAUAAGCAAUAAGCCAGCACCACCGACAACCAGAGCCAUGAAAAAUCAACAAACAAAAAUAUUAAACACGAUGCAGAGUAUCUCAAACAGACGAAAAUACGUGUGAAACGCCUGAACCAGCGUAAAUAAAAAGACAAAUUACGAAAUAUGUGCAGCAAGCUACCAACAACAACAUGCCACCACCACCACCCAAGAACAACAAUCAACCAGAAAGCCAUCUCUAUGUGUGUGCGUUUUGUCCGACUCCUGAUUUGAUUACCAGAUAAUUACCAAUUAACAAGCAAACCCAGCAAGAAACCAAGACACCAAGAACACCACCAGCAAACCAGAACAACAACAACAUGAGCAGCCACGGCAACAAGAACAACAGAUCUGUGUGUCCACCCAACUCCAACUCCCCCACCAACCGACCUUCUGUACUCCCCGAAACCAAUCCACCAACCAGCUGUCAACUAACACCGAAGAAUGAUGUGCGACAUGAAUUGGACGUCAGCGUCGCAUGGGACACCUGAGCAGGAACUACACCAUUGGCGUCUGGCAGUAGGACUCAUCAGAAUUGAAUUGUGGAUAUUGGAGUCUUCAUUUCUACACUGAAAAAGAAAAUGCAAUAGCCUAAAGUAGUGUUGUCUCAUAAACUUGUUGUUGUUCUAUAUUGUUUUGUUUGGUGUUUGUUGCGUUCUUCAGAUUGACUUGAUUGAUUUCGGUUCGAGUUUGUGUUCGGUUUACCAUAUAAGCAUAAUCAUUUGUUUGUUACGAGUUAGGCGAAUGUUCAUUGUCACACACGCAGGUCGAAUCAGAUCAGCUUUCUAAAUGGCAGCUCUAAAAUAGUUAUUUCCUUAAGCAAAAUCUUCACAUUUACGCUGCAGCUAAACACACGUUUAUAGUACUUUAUUUUAUUUACCUUCCAUUCUGGCCCUUGUUUUUAGCCCCUAGACGGGAGGAUGUUUCACAAUUUAUAGUUUUAGUCGUGUUUAUAUCCACACAUGCACACAUAUGAUACAAACACAAACAUAACAUACAUAAUACUUAUACACACUAUAUAUAUAUGAUACAUAUAUAGCCAUGGUCUCUGAAACAAUUACUGCUAUUGAAUUAUGAAAAUGCUUAAACAUAAAUUUAACUUAUGGUUAAACACACAAAACAAAUGAAAAACAAUCGAUUGUAUAAUGUAAUGAUAUAUCUUACUUUGUAUGACAUAAUGCAAUGCUUUUAAAAUACAAUUUUUAAAAAUCAUGUAAAAACUUAAAAAUUAAAUAAAAAAACUACAAAAAUA